UAUUCAUUGACAAAGUGCAAAUCAUUGCCAAAUUCAAUAAAUAUUUUAGAUCAUUCAUUAGUUUUCAAAAAAAGUAUGGAGUCAAAAUCAUUUAACUCCAUAGACGACGAAAAGCUUAUUGAAUGUGUCCGAAAUUAUCCUGUUUUGUACAAAUUAAGCGACAAAAAUUACAAGGAUAAUUCAGUCAAAGAGAACGCCUGGAAAGAAAUUUCACACUUCGUAGGAAAAAAUGUAAACGACUGCAAAACACGUUGGCGUACAGUAAGAGAUUCGUACAAAAAAAAUAUGAAAAAACGUAAAUUAGGUACUGGUUCAGCAGCUCCGACAAAAUCAAAGUAUAACGAUGAUGCAUUAAGUUUCUUAAACAACAUUGAAGAUGAAAGAAGAACUAAGUCGAACAUUGCCUACAAUGAAAACUUAAACUAUUCAGAGGUUAUGGAAAAUGAAAGUUUUAAUCAAACUGCGGAGUCAGAAGAAAAUUGUUUUUCUAAUAAUUCUGGUCAAGUUUCAUUAGAAACAGAUAAUUCGAUAGUCGAUCAACCACUGGAAAAUGAAAUACGUGAUAGUUUGACAGACAGAUUUCGAAAACCGUAUGAAAAACCAAAAAAAAUUGGAACAAAGGAUAAGAUAAUUGAGGAAAUUAAGAAAGGGCGAGAGGAGCGUUUGGCGGCGUUAAAAGAGAUGAGACUAGGCGAAUUAUGUAAUGAUCCAAUUCAAAUUUUUUUUAAAAGCAUGGCUUCGACAGUGGCAACAUUUCCCCCAGAAUUGGCCGUAGAAGCAAAAACUAGGGUUUUUAAUAUUAUUUCCGAAUUGGAAUUACGCGCAAUAAAGGAAAAGGCUUCGAAUACAACUUCCGUAGAACCAAUUGUACCGGUAUCGCCUAUUCCAUCAAAACAAAUAGUUCCGACAAUAUUUGUCGAAGAAGAUUCUUCGAGUUCUGCAACUUCUGCAACAAGCAGUGUUUCAUGCCCUACCACAGCUGCAAACUCCAGUUAUGCUUUUUUACAAUAUUAUAAUAAUGAUUAUUAAUUUUUUUUUACAUAUUUUGUUAAAACUAGGUGUUAUUAUUUUUAUAUUUUGUUUUAUUUUCAUUUUAAAAGGGUUGUUAUGUUUUUAUUUUAUUUUAAGAAAUAUUUGUAUUCUUUAUUUUUUUUUUGUAUUUAAGGUAAAACGUGUAGUUUGUUUAUAACAAAAUAUCUACAAUUUCAGAUAUAUGGAUGGCAAUUUUUUGUAACAUUUUAGUAAAUGUUACUAUACUUAAAUAAUUAAAAUGUAUGUAUACAUCUUGUUAAAUGUUAAUCUUGUUUUUAAUUAAAAUGAAAUACCGGUGUUAUAAUAUGAUGUACCUAUAUUUCAACAUGUUAUUAUAUUGUUAUUUAAACCAUUUUUAGUAUUUAUGUAAUAUGUCUCCUGCAACAAUAACUUUUUUUCAAAUCAUAAUAAUAUUUAAAUAAAUUAAAUUAUGUACUUGUUUGUUAAAAACUAACAUGAUAUAUUCUAUUUUUUUUUAAAUCUCAAUUACUGAAUAUUCAAUAAUUAUAAUAUCAUAAUU
Molecule: messenger RNA, 1552 nt
Organism: Metopolophium dirhodum (rose-grain aphid)
Lineage: Eukaryota; Metazoa; Arthropoda; Insecta; Hemiptera; Aphididae
Exons: 3
Coding region: 76-1029 (317 amino acids)
Biological process (GO): regulation of transcription by RNA polymerase II
Cellular component (GO): transcription regulator complex; nucleus
Molecular function (GO): DNA binding
Source: RefSeq, a predicted model, not a curated record